Molecule: messenger RNA, 678 nt
Organism: Linderina pennispora
Lineage: Eukaryota; Fungi; Kickxellomycota; Kickxellomycetes; Kickxellales; Kickxellaceae
Exons: 2
Biological process (GO): peroxisome fission
Cellular component (GO): peroxisomal membrane
Source: RefSeq, a predicted model, not a curated record
ACCCUGGACCACAUCAUCCGCUUCCUCUCGUCGUCGAGCGGCCACGACAAGGCGUGGAUGCUGACGCAGUACUUCACAAAGGUGCUGGCCUGGAUUGCAGCCAACAAGGGCCACAUGUCGACAGCCAACCGCAUCAAGGCAUUCUCGGGCCUGGUCUCCGACUACCGCAUCAUGAUCCGGCUCACGGGCCUGAUCCCGAUGGCCCAGUAUGUGCGGUACGGCGAGCAGGUGCCGGCACAGACCAAGCUCCUGCAGUGGCUCGACCGCAUCAUGAAUCUGGCCCUGAUCAUCUACUACCCGCUCGAGCACACGUACUGGCUGGGCGCCCACAAGCUGGUGCCGAUUUCCGACAAGGUGAUCGAAGAUGCCGGCUACUGGUCGUGCCGCUUCUGGGCGAUCUGGGUCGCGCUGCAGUUUGUGCACCUUGGCGAGGAGUACCGGCUCAUCAAGAACAGACGCGCAAAGAUCUUCACCCAGGGCAAGCGCAAUGCACACGAGAUGCAGGAGGAGCUGGAUGCCGUCGAGAGCGACACCAAGAGCUGGAAGAUCCAGCUGCUGAUCAACGCCUGCUACUUCCCGCUGACCCUGCACUGGUCGAUUCGCGGCUCGACGUUCCCCGACGUCGCAGUCGGCGUGUGCGGCACCGUCGCUGCUGCUGCCCAGGCGUACAAUGUCUGG